GACACAACGCAGGUUACUGUCAGCGGUACUUAACUGAUGUACUCAUUAUCAUCAGUUUAUAGUUAAACGUUUAUAGUAAAUCGUUACAAUACUGUUACCGUCGUCAGCACGUCCUCGUGAAGUCUCCAAGCGAAGUACACGAGAUAAACGACUGUGAACAUACGGUUCCAAAUACCUCCACUAAAGAUGGUAGCAUAUUGGGGAGUUCAGUUCUGAUAGUGCUUGCAAUGACCGUAAAAGAAAUUGUGGUGUUUACAUUCGUACCGAAGAACUUAAAGUGCAGUUCACGAUGGCCGAGCUGAACGAUCAGAAGUCCAUCCAUCUGGACGAUGUGCUGGAACAGCUGGGAGCGUUCGGCCGCCACCAGCUGGUGACUAUGUGCAUGCUGGCGCUGGUCUACUCGACCAACUCCAUGUAUAAUGUGAAUUAUGUGUUUGCAGUCGAAGAUGUGCAGUACAGAUGCAGAAUUCCCGCUUGCGAGGAAUCAAACGAUACGACAUUUUCAAUGCCGUGGCUGAUGAACUCGUCGGAGCAGCAGGAAAGCGUGAAGCAAUGCGUCCAUUACGCGCCGGUACCCGGCUGUCGGGAAUUCAAUACCAGCGAACUGGUGCAAUGCAGUGAAUGGGUGUACGAAGUGCCCGACAGUUUCAUGGCCGAGUUCAAUUUAGCGUGUGAAGAUUGGAAGCAAGCUCUGGUCGGAACUGUCCACAGCUUCGGUAACAUGUUGGGGCUGCUCUUGCAGGGACAAAUCUCAGAUAGAUUCGGUCGGAAGACUGCAGCUGUAUUCGCUGGCACUAUGGGAGCUCUUCUUGGCCUAACCAAAAGCUUUGCUACAUCGUUUUGGUGGUAUAUCGCAUUGGAAGGGCUGGAAGCCGCCAUCGGUGAUGCCUUAUCACCCAUGUUCAUGUUAAGUAUCGAAAUCGUGGAGAAAAAGAGGACAGUGUUGUUUCAAAUGAUAUUACUCAAUUUUUACACUGGGGGACUCAUAGUAAUGCCGUUCAUCGCCUGGGCGGUGCCUUAUUGGCGCCACUUUCUACGGGUGAUAUACGCACCCACACUCAUUGUACUGACCUACUCGUUCUUCUUGGACGAGAGUAUACGGUGGCUCUUCAGUAAAGGAAGAAGGCGCGAAGCCAUCAAGUUGAUAGAAAAAGUGGCAACACGAAAUAAAGUAAAAUUAGACAAGAUGAUGUUGAAUAAAUUAGAAUACAUAGAUGAGGAAACGAGGACAGAAUUGAAACAAAAGAAACUGCUGUUGAAAACUUUCCGGUCAAAGGUGAUGAUGCAAAGGUUCCUCGUUUGCAUGGUGUGGUGGUUCACUAUCACACUGAUCAACUACGGAAUGAUGAUCAGCUCCGUUUUUAUUGACGGCAAUAAAUAUAUAAACUUCGCUCUACUUGUUAUGAUGGAUAUACCGGCCAAUGUGUUCUAUUGGUUAGCAUUGUCUAAAUAUAAAAGAAAAUUGCCUCUUUUGGCAUCUUUUAUUGUUGGCGGUAUCUUCUGCAUCUGUAAGCCCUUCAUUCCAAAAGGUUAUGCUUGGAUAGGUCUUACAUUAUACAUGGCGUUCGAAAUGCUCGCUACGUUUUCGUACAACAUCGUCUACAUGUAUACCUCCGAGCUGUUCCCAACGUACACCAGGAACUCGAUGCAUGCCAUAUGUUCCGCUAUAGGCAGAGUUGGAUCACUUGUUGCUCCACAGACUCCGUUAAUGAUAUCAUACUGGUCGGGAAUGCCAACAUUUUUGUUUGGAGUCACGUCUCUGCUGUCCGGAGCAUUGACACUCUUGAUACCAGAAACCGCUAAUACCGAACUACCAGACACGGUAUCUGAAGCUGAGAUGAUUGGAAAACCAUCGGUAAAGGAUCCAGUUGAUGGCAAUGAAAUGACUAGAUUAUCUCAAUGACGACUCUAACAAGCGUUAUAUUAUUAAAACUGAAAUAAGAAAUAUUUGUAACCUAAAGAGAGUUAACUUAAUUAUUUUUAAAAGCCUGAUAUAAACAUUACCAUAGAAUUCACGAGGUGAAUAAAAAAAUCCGGAUAAAGCAUAAAGCCUUUUUUUAUAUCUCCUAUCUUUUCUGUAUAGUGCCAAAUGAUAUUUAAGUAAAAUAAACAUUUUUAUUUUUUAAGACAACAAUUUAUCAAAUGCCAAUUAUAUUUCAAUCUAUGUGAAAACAUACUUUGAAUGUUCUAGUGCGAAGAUGCAAAAUUUUCAAGUGUUUUUACAUUUUUUAUAUUUCAGCCAUAGUUUGUAUUUUGCAGUGUAUAUAUUUUAAAGCGUGUAAGUAAUAUAUUUGUAUUUCUGAAUAUACAAAAGAUAGUUUCUUAUUAUUGUUUAAAUACGCUUAUGGGAUGAAAAGAUUUUGUCAUUUAGA
Messenger RNA from Galleria mellonella (greater wax moth), 2372 nucleotides. Its product is annotated as solute carrier family 22 member 1-like. The transcript has 8 exons. Gene Ontology annotation, cellular component: membrane. The record is from RefSeq and is a predicted model, not a curated record. Gene Ontology annotation, biological process: transmembrane transport. Gene Ontology annotation, molecular function: transmembrane transporter activity. The coding region runs from base 290 to 1903 and encodes 537 amino acids. NCBI's taxonomy places the organism in Eukaryota, Metazoa, Arthropoda, Insecta, Lepidoptera, Pyralidae.